CUUGUUGGUUGUUUGUUUCUCUUCCUGGAGAAAAUAUUAUUUUAUUGCUUAGAUUUUUUUCUCUUUCUGUUGAUUAAAUUGUUCUUUUCUUUUUGUUCAUUGGUGUUAAAUAUUUGAAUUUUGUUCUCUCACUUUUCAUUUGCUGAAUUGUUUCUUGUUCUUUGAUGACUUGGCCCUUGUAGGACCAGUUACCAGAAUUCACUUGAAAGUGGCAACAUUUUCAACCAUCAGAGUUUUGGUAAUUUCUUUUAUUCCGAUGUGACCAUUAAUCUUUCCGUUAAUUAUUUAAUCAAGUGACUUCACCAUGAACAAGGGUGGAAAUAAAAAGGACAAUAAUCAACAGGAUUCCACGAAAUCAUCGACAAAUCAAAAUGGACCCAUGAACUUCAGAUGUUGUCUUCUUUUGGCCUUUCUACUUGCAUUUACUACGAGACUGUAUAAAAUUGAGGAACCUGAUCAUGUAUGUUGGGAUGAAACACAUUUUGGUAAAAUGGGUUCUUAUUACAUAAACAACACUUUUUUCUUUGACGUUCAUCCACCGCUCGGUAAGAUGCUCAUCGGUUUAUCAGGUAAAUUGACAGGUUACAAUGGAACCUUUGCCUUUAAUAAACCAGGAGACAAAUAUGGUGAUCACCAUUAUCUUGGAAUGAGACUUUUCUGUGUUACACUUGGAGCUUUAAUUAUCCCUUUUUCAUUUGUAAUCGUUUGGGAAUUGACAAGAUCAUUAAGUGCAUCAAUGUUGGCCGCUGGUUUAAUUACUUUCGACAUUGGUUUUCUCACAUUGUCACAAUACAUUUUACUCGAUCCAAUUCUACUCUUUUUCGUAGUUGGUUCGUUUAUGGGCUCAGUGAAAUUUGGCUCUUGCAAAGAUAAACCAUUUAGUCUCUAUUGGUGGUUUUGGUUGAUCUGGACCGGCACUUUUCUGGCCUGUGCAAUGAGCGUCAAAUUUGUUGGCCUUUUUGUUGUCAUUCUGGUUGGGUUACGAACGAUCUUUGAGCUUUGGGAACUCUUAGGAGAUUGCGAUUUACCAAUGGUCGCAAUUGGAAAGCAUUUUAUCGCUCGUGUCUUUGGUUUAAUCUUAUUACCGAUCGCCAUUUAUGUCACUUUUUUCUGGAUACACUUGGCUGUGCUCUACAAAAGUGGACCUGGUGACGGGUUCUACAGUUCAGCCUUUCAAUCGCAAUUAGAAGGUAGCUCAUUGUUCAACACAUCAAUGCCUCGUCAUGUCGCCUACGGAGCUGUGAUUACUCUUAAAAACCAUCGCACUGGCGGUGGUUAUCUCCACUCUCAUUGGCACCUUUACCCUGAUGGAGUUGGAGCAAGACAACAACAAGUCACCGCUUAUUCACAUAAAGAUGAAAACAACAAAUGGAUUGUCAAAAAGUAUGACAAAGAGCCGAAUCCAGAAAAGGAUGAAAUCGAGCUUGUUAAACACGGAGAUCUGAUUCGCUUAGAACACCAAGUGACAACUCGAAAUUUACAUGGCCAUCGAGAACGAGCACCAGUAACCAAAAAACACUAUCAAGUCACUUGUUAUGGGGAAAAUGGUGUUGGCGAUGCAAAUGAUGUUUGGAGAGUAGAGAUCGACAAAGGAAAACAAGGAGAAAUCUUGUCGACGAUAACCAGUAAAUUUCGAUUGGUACAUUACUUUGUAGGUUGUGCUCUUCACUCUCACUCGAAGCAAUUACCUAAAUGGGGCUAUGAACAGAUGGAAGUUACUUGUUCACCGAAUGUGCUUGACAAAAAUUCUGUCUGGAAUAUCGAAGAUAAUUUUUUCCCGCGUUUACCGAAUGCGAGUUUCAGAGAAUAUGCUCCUUCUUUUCUCGAGAAAUUGAUCGAAUCUCAUGCAGUUAUGCUCCAAGGAAACGCUGGACUCAAACCAAAGGAAGGGGAGGUCACUUCAAGGCCCUGGCAAUGGCCGAUUAAUUAUCGAGGACAAUUUUUCUCUGGAAACGAAUAUAAAAUUUACCUUCUUGGUAAUCCAAUCAUCUGGUGGGCAAACAUUGCUAUCAUGGUGAUCUAUUUAAUCCUCCAGGUCGUAGUUCUCGUGAGGGAACAGCGCGGAUGCACCGAAAAAGCCGAUAUCAAAGACCAAAACUCGAAACUGACCAGUGCUUCAGUUUGGCUACUCAUCGGUUGGGCUCUUCACUAUUUCCCGUUUUUCGCAAUGGGACGAGUUUUGUACUUUCAUCACUAUUUUCCAGCUUUAAUAUUCAGUAGCAUGUUAUCAGCUGUUGUAGUCGAUUACGUUAUCAGAAAUGUCCCUAAAUUGAUUUGGCCUCACCUUGCGAAGACCAUUUUUCAUAUCUCUUAUGGGGUCGUCGUUUCAUCAAUUGUUCAUAGUUUUUACCUCUUCUCACCUUUAAGUUAUGGAACCAAAGUUGAACCAGGAGCUGAAUCGAAUCACACAUUAACAGAAUUAAGAUGGCUCGAAUCUUGGGAAUUUUAAUAUUUUAAUAGGAUCUCGUUUUCAAAAACCUGAGAUGUGAAUGAAUUUUCUUAACGUCAAUUAAAAGAGUUUAUUUAUUUUUCCUAAAUCAAACAAUCAAACAAAACGAAACAAAUUAUAUUCACUUUUAUCGGGUCAAUACAAUUUAUAAUAUGAUAUUCGGAAAGAUCAUUGCGAUGAGAGUAUACAUGAUGAAUAUACAUUUUAUCAUUUGUGCCGGUUCUCUUUUAUGAAUUAAUUUUCGACUUUUAAAUUUUUAUCGAAAGUCACGUGGUUUUUUUAGUGAUCGAUUUUCUGAAAGUUGAGAUCGAUCAACUUUUCUUGCUCACAAAUCGAUCUGAUCGAUCAUUUUUCGGAUCGGAACAACUCUGGUAAAGAGAAACGAUUUGAGCUCAUUGGCUUGAGAAUCAAUGUUUUUCAGUAUUUGUUUGAUUUCUAAUUUAUUGUUGAUUUUUGUUACGAACAAUUUAAGAUUAUACUUCCUUUUAGUUUGGUGACCAAUUCUAUUGUAGGAGAAGAUUGAAAAAAGACAACAGAUUGUCCAUUUUUCCAAA
Molecule: messenger RNA, 3003 nt
Organism: Panonychus citri (citrus red mite)
Lineage: Eukaryota; Metazoa; Arthropoda; Arachnida; Trombidiformes; Tetranychidae
Gene: twisted
Product: protein O-mannosyl-transferase 2-like
Exons: 3
Coding region: 305-2449 (714 amino acids)
Biological process (GO): protein O-linked glycosylation via mannose
Cellular component (GO): membrane; endoplasmic reticulum
Molecular function (GO): dolichyl-phosphate-mannose-protein mannosyltransferase activity
Source: RefSeq, a predicted model, not a curated record